UUACAACUCCGACGGGGACAGGAUUCCGACGGCCGUGCCAGAGCUUCAAUCCAUGAGAUCGUCAGAGAGCCGAGCGAUAAUCAUCAACCCGAUCGGAGAGUUACAGGCACAGUCACCAAAAGCUCUUUCCUUUCCUCCCCGUUCACAGUCAUCUCGCAGAUUCCUUUCGUCUUGCUUCUCCAUCAGAGCGCAUUGAACCCUUUGCAAUUCAUCGUGAAUUUGUCGUCUCGAAGCUGUCAAUUCCUCUCCUUCUGUUCCGUGUCUUUGACUUUCUUCUUCUUUGAUGCGACUGGAAAUGCGGUUUUAGCUGAAACCUUCCCCUCUGUCAAGAGGUUUUGUCUGCUCGAGCAGUUAUACUGUACGCUUUCUGCUUGCAUCCUGCUUGUUCGUCGAACAAAGCUGUGCGGCUGUGACUUGCUGUAUGGUUAGGAAGAAGUGAAUCAAAUUGCAUAACAGUGUUCUCAUUAGCAACACAAGGGAAUGUAAACAACGGGGAAGAUCUCCCUGAUGAUUUUUUUCUGUGGUUUGGUGUUUGUAGAGGUUGGUGCUUUCUGGGCAAAUGGAUCAUCAGCAGGGACAAGAAGUCUCAAUGCUCGUGUGAUGCAAGAUUAGCUGCAAAGAGAAAAAUGGCUAUCCGGAGUAAUAACAAGAAUGUUGUGUCAUGGAAGAGGAGAGAACUUCCAUUUUUGGUUCUCUAUGCGAUUGCUUUUUACGUGAUCAUCAUUCGUAGAUCUCUGCAACUCUCUCAUGAUCAUUACUCCAAACUCUACGGGUUGCGACCGGGUUUUCUUGCCAAUCAACUCAAUGAUGUCUCAGAUGCACAAUGGAGAAACUUCCGUGGGAACUUGCCCAUUCUUACUUUUGUUUUUGGAAUUUUUGCAUUGACUGCUAAUAUUAUGAGAGCAUGUUUUGGACUGAAAGCGAGGGGAAUGUCGUACAUUUGGCUUUUUCUUUCUUCAGCUUACCUGGUAUACCUGCAUGGAGCUUGCAUUAUAUUUGUCAUGGCAAUUGCUUCCCUGAAUUAUCUUCUCGUCAAGAUAUUUGCCAGGACAAAAUACUUCCUACCACUAUUAUGGAUCUUCAACAUAUUCUUUCUGAUAUGUAAUCGUGUUUAUGAUGGAUAUUCAUUCUCCAUGUUUGGGGCCCAUUGGCAGUACUUGGACAAUUUCCGGGGUACUUUUCGGUGGCAAAUUUGCUUUAACUUUGUUAUUUUGCGCAUGGUGAGCUUUGGCUAUGAUUACCGGUGGUCAAUUCUUGGUUCUCAUUUCGACCACGAGAAACAUGUUGAACAUUGCUACAUUUGUAAAUCAGGAAAAGCAUGCUACCAAUUUCUACAGGGAAAAAGUGUGACGAGUGACAAGUUUUCCCUCAGCAUAUACCUCUGCUAUUUGGUGUAUGCGCCCCUCUAUAUUGCUGGACCGAUUAUUAGCUUUAAUGCAUUUGCUUCACAGCUGGAGGCACCACAGAGAAAUUACUCGGUCAAAGACAUGGCUUUAUAUGGGAUAAGGUGGCUAUAUAGUCUUUUCUUGAUGGAACUGAUGACGCACCUGCUCCACUAUAAUGCUUUUGCCAUCAGUGGCAUAUGGAGACAGUUAUCACCCAUGGACGUAUUCAUCAUCGGGUAUGGGGUCUUAAACUUUAUGUGGUUAAAGUUCUUCCUGAUCUGGCGCUAUUUUCGGCUCUGGUCACUGAUAUGUGGCAUUGAGGCACCUGAGAACAUGCCAAAGUGCAUCAAUAAUUGCUACAACUUGGAAAGUUUUUGGAAAAAUUGGCACGCCUCUUUCAAUAAAUGGCUUGUAAGGUACAUGUACAUUCCCCUAGGAGGUUCUCGAAGAAAGCUGCUCAACGUUUGGGUGGUAUUCACCUUUGUUGCAUUGUGGCAUGACCUAGAGUGGAAGCUUCUUUCAUGGGCAUGGUUGACUUGCUUGUUCUUUGUCCCCGAAUUGUUAUUGAAGUCAGCAGCAAAUGCUUUCAAGGUCGAAAGUGCUCUUGGGGAGUUAUUUUUCCGUGAAGUCAGUGCACUUGCCGGUUCAGUCACAAUCACUUGUCUCAUGGUUGCGAAUCUUGUUGGCUUUGUUAUUGGACCAUCUGGCAUCAAUUGGUUGAUUUCUCGAUUCCUCGGCAGAGAAGGACUCCCUGUCCUCCUUGGCUUGUUUGUGACGUUCUAUGUUGGGACAAAGCUCAUGUUCCAUAUUGAGGAUGCCAAAAGAAGAGCUCAGUGACUUCUAGCUUUAGACUGCCUCUUUUUCUCGACCAAAUAUCAGAACGUGGGACGAAUUAUAUUAACUGGCAAAGAGAUGAAGCUGCUGCUUGGGGAUCAAUUGACAAGUUCAAGAAUCAGGACACUCUAGGCAGCAGUAGGCUUGAGUCGCUGGUGCUAGUCUGAGAAUUUACUGUUCCGACCAUCGUUAGUCCAUUCAUUUCUGGAUGCUACUGUACUAUUGACUGCUGCAUUGUAUAAACUUGCCGGAAGAAAAUUCUAAUCGACUCUUUUCCCUCUCCA
This is a messenger RNA of Punica granatum (pomegranate), 2503 nucleotides long. The record is from RefSeq and is a predicted model, not a curated record. NCBI's taxonomy places the organism in Eukaryota, Viridiplantae, Streptophyta, Magnoliopsida, Myrtales, Lythraceae.